Jatropha curcas is the source of this 2419-nucleotide messenger RNA. Lineage: Eukaryota; Viridiplantae; Streptophyta; Magnoliopsida; Malpighiales; Euphorbiaceae. The record is from RefSeq and is a predicted model, not a curated record.
AAAUUUGUAGGGGUUGUAGCCGCAGCGAAUCCAUCCCACAAAAUAUCUCUCACGCUUCAUAAACCCUUGCUUCGCCUCAUUUCCUCAUUUCUAAAACCCUAAAUCCCUUCUUUCGUAAACAGACUUAGAAACUGGAAACAUGAUGAGCAUAACCCUUAGACGGUCAACUUCGCAAGCCCCAAAGCGGGUUCUUGCUGCCUUAACCUCGUUCGAAACCCUCCUACACCACCAAUUCUCAUCGGCGGCGGCUGCUGCAUCAGCCCUUGCUCUGCCCAGAAAUGGCGUCCUCUCUGUUGAUAGUAAACCCUUUGGGGUUACUCAUAAUAAUAACUAUAAUAAAUGGAGGGACUUUCAUGUGAAAUCAGGGCCCUUGGAUUUCAAGGCUUCGCCGAUGCCGCAGGCAGAGUUUGCCGUAGACGAUUAUGGGUACGAGGAAGAGAAGGGGAGUAAUGGAAAAGGGAGUAUAAGUAUGAAUAGCAGUGAAGAGGGGCUUGAGAUUGGAAAGCUCGGGAUUUCUCAACAGAUUGUCUCUGCUUUGGCUCGUAGGGGUAUCACUUCACUCUUUCCCAUUCAGAAAGCCGUGCUGGAACCAGCAAUGAAAGGAAGGGACUUGUUUGGACGGGCUAGAACAGGAACAGGGAAAACACUUGCAUUUGGAAUUCCCAUUAUGGAUCAAAUCAUUCAGUUUAAUGAUAAGCACGGAAAGGGGAGGAACCCUUUGGCACUGGUUAUGGCUCCAACAAGGGAACUUGCGCGCCAAGUUGCUAAGGAGUUUACGGAGUCUGCACCCAACCUGGAUACCAUAUGUCUUUAUGGUGGUACACCGCUUGUACGUCAAAUGAAGGAGCUUGAUUAUGGUACUGAUGUUGUUGUCGGAACACCUGGCCGCAUUAUUGAUCUGAUGAAGAGAGGUUCUCUAAAUCUUUCAGAGGUUCAGUUUGUUGUUCUUGACGAAGCUGAUCAGAUGCUUGGUGUGGGUUUUGUCGAUGAUAUUGAGACUAUAUUCCAGAGGUUGCCAAAGAAUCGGCAAAGCAUGCUAUUCUCUGCAACAAUGCCAAGUUGGAUUAAAAACCUUGUCAGGAAUUACCUUAAAGAUCCGCUUACUAUUGAUCUCGUUGGAGAUUCUGAUAGGAAGCUGGCUGAUGGAAUUACUCUCUAUAGAGUUGCCUCAGACAUGUAUGCAAAAGCAUCAAUACUUGGUCCUUUGAUAACGGAACAUGCCAAAGGGGGAAAGUGCAUUAUUUUUACUGAAACAAAACGUGAAGCUGAUAGAUUAGCGUAUGCUAUGGCAAGAAACUUUAGAUGUGAGGCUUUGCAUGGGGACAUCUCGCAGUCUCAGAGAGAGAGGACGCUUGCAGGCUUCCGAACUGGGAAUUUUAAUAUAUUAGUUGCCACUGAUGUUGCUGCUCGUGGCCUUGAUGUUCCCAACGUUGAUCUGGUAAUACAUUAUGCAUUGCCGAACUGUUCAGAGACUUUUGUUCAUCGAUCUGGCCGUACUGGUCGUGCUGGCAAGAAAGGAACUGCCAUUCUUAUUUACACACCGGAACAAUUCCGGCAAGUCAGCAUGUAUGAGCGGGAAAUAGGAUCCAGGUUUACAGAGCUUCCUAGGAUCACCGUUGAGGAUGGAGGCAUAGACAUGAACAUGGGUAAUGAAGGUCGAUUUGGAGGCAUGAGAGAUCGUCGUUUCAGUGAUACAGGUUUUGGUCGAUCGGGUGGUCGUGGGGAUUAUGGACCUAGUCGUUCUGGAGGAUACAGGAGUCCUGGGUUUGGGAAUUCUGGACCUGGUCGUUUUGGUUAUAACAGAAACCAACCAGGGAAUUUUAGUGGUUCUGGUGGUUUUGGUGAAUCAAGUAGAUCAGAUCGUUCUGGUGGUUUUGGAAAUUUUGGUUUUGGUGAAUCAGGCAGAUCAGAUCGUUCUAGUGGUUUUGGAAGUUUUGGUUCUGGCCGUUCUAGUGGAUUUGGUGAUAGUAGUUCAAGCAGAACCAGUGGUGUAUUCAGUGAUUCUCGUUCCAGUCGAUUUGGGAGCUUUGGAGACGUCAAAACUGAUGAUUUUAACACUGGGAAAAGACAAUUCUGAUUAAGUGGUAAAAAAACCACAAAUUGCAGGUGGUGGAAAUGGUCGCAUGGAGUAAGAUACAAAGAGGAUUCAAGGAGGCUGCUUCCCAACAUUACAAGGAAUUGCUAAUUUUUCUAUUCAUAUUAAUAUGCAAGUAAUCCGACAUUUUGUUGUCUAUGUAUAUUAGUGUUUGUUAUCAAGAUACUUGUUAGUAUUCAUAUAUGGAAACUAGUGCUCUCACAUCUAUUGUAUUUCUUUAGUAAGAGUUCAGUAGAUUCAUUACUAUUCAUAAUGGCUAACUGAAUAAAUAUACUAUUCAGUUUUAUAAUUUUAAUUUUACUGGCACCUCAAAUUUGGAUGAAA